Molecule: messenger RNA, 4580 nt
Organism: Siniperca chuatsi (mandarin fish)
Lineage: Eukaryota; Metazoa; Chordata; Actinopteri; Centrarchiformes; Sinipercidae
Gene: mknk2b
Product: MAPK interacting serine/threonine kinase 2b
Exons: 14
Coding region: 317-1744 (475 amino acids)
Biological process (GO): peptidyl-serine phosphorylation; intracellular signal transduction; protein autophosphorylation
Cellular component (GO): cytoplasm; nucleus
Molecular function (GO): calmodulin binding; calcium-dependent protein serine/threonine kinase activity; calcium/calmodulin-dependent protein kinase activity
Source: RefSeq, a predicted model, not a curated record
AGGUUAUAAAAGCACCUACGCUGUGGCUUGUUAGCCACCUUCCACGCACUUCCUAUCAGGCGUAUCCCCCCUCGACCGUCCUCUGCGGCAUCUGAAGCAGUGGGUCAAACAACGACGCUAACACUGGAGCUGUAAAAACAACAACGGGGGCUCCCGUUUAAAGCGCCGCAUCAAGCUGACCAGCCAGCGCAGUGUGAUCACUUGCGACUCUCUCUGAAACGAUUUUCUGUUUCGGAGAAGUGCAAAUUGAUACCCCAAAAACCACUGCCGCCGCCGCCACACAUCCACCAAAAAAAUCACCCCAAAUCGAAGCAAAAUGGUGCAAAAUAAGAUCACCGAAGUCACUGGAUUCCACCGCUCUUUCAAGGGCCAAAAUCCCUUUGACUCUGAGGACUUCACUAAAAAUGGAUCCCAUCUUAUUGAUUCGUCGUUUAAUUUUGAUUCCUCCCCAAGACAUGAAAUGCCUUCCAGCCAGCCUAUUGAUAUCCCCGAUGCCAAGAAGAGAAACAAGAAGAAAAAGCGUUGCCGGGCAACUGACAGUUUCUCUGGCCGAUUUGAGGAUGUCUACAGACUGCAGGAAGAGGUACUAGGAGAGGGAGCUUAUGCCAGAGUGCAAACAUGCAUCAACCUCAUCACCAACAAAGAGUAUGCUGUCAAGAUCAUUGAGAAAAGACCAGGUCACAGCCGCAGCCGUGUCUUCCGUGAGGUUGAGAUGCUCUAUCAGUGCCAGGGCCACAGCAACAUCCUGGAGCUGGUGGAGUUCUUUGAAGAGGAAGACAAAUUCUACCUGGUGUUUGAGAAGCUUAGAGGAGGGUCAAUCUUGGCACACAUUCACAAGAGACGGCACUUCAGUGAACAGGAAGCCAGUGUUGUCGUGCAGGACAUCGCCAGCGCUCUAGAUUUCCUGCAUAACAAGGGAAUGGCACAUAGAGACCUGAAACCUGAAAACAUUCUCUGUAAGAGUGCAGACAAGAUUUCCCCAGUGAAGAUCUGUGACUUUGACUUGGGCAGUGGGAUCAAGUUGAACAGUGACAGCUCCCCCAUCUCCACCCCUGAGCUCCUCACUCCUUGUGGCUCAGCAGAGUACAUGGCACCUGAGGUGGUUGAGGCCUUCAGUGAGGAGGCCACAAUUUAUGACAAACGCUGUGACCUGUGGAGCCUUGGAGUCAUCCUUUACAUCAUGCUGAGCGGCUACCCACCCUUUGUAGGCCGCUGUGGCGGUGACUGUGGCUGGAAUUUAGGGGAACCUUGCCACACCUGCCAGAACACUUUGUUUGAGAGUAUCCAGGAAGGAAAAUACGAGUUUCCAGAGAAAGACUGGGCUCACAUCUCCUCAAGUGCCAAAGAUCUAAUAUCCAAACUUCUAGUUCGGGAUGCCAAAAACCGCCUGAGUGCCAGCCAGGUGCUGCAGCAUCCCUGGGUGCAGGGGGGUGCAUCUGACACUUUGCCAACAUCCAUCUUGCAUCAAAGAACCAGCAAUGCCAGGGAUCUGACAUUCUUUGCUGACAAGGCCAUGGCUGUGAACCGGCAGCUGGCUGAACAGGAUGGCAUGGAAGACCAGCAACAGCAGGAAGUCCCGUUUGUUGUUACCGCUACUGGCUCUUCCAUGCACCUCUCUCCUCCUUCCAACUCCAAGCUGGCCAAGCGCAGGCAGCGAAGCAGCCAGCCCAAGGGAGGGCCUGUCUCUGCUGCAGAGCUUCGUCAGCUCUUGGCCCCUCUUGUUAUUGUGGGAGACUGUGCCUGAACUUUGUCAACCCUGACCUCCGACCUUCCGUUAAGAUUCAAGUCCAGAUCUAAGACUGCCCUGAGUCUCUCCCUCUCUAAUUCUGGCCCCUCUCCCUGACUCUAGCUGGCCUUGGUUCCUCUGCCAUUCAGGCUUUCUUGCCUCGCUGUAAAGGGAGAUGCUGCUUGCAGCCCUUUCUCUAAAUGCCUUCUGCCCUUCUGCAGCACUUCUGAAGCACAUCAGCCCAGGGCCUGCAUAUAGCAAACACACACACAUGUGCACGUCAGGGUUUGGAAGGAGGGCCAGUUAUUGAUUUGAGGGAGAGAGAAGUAUUUUCUAAGUUAUGUUCAUUAUUAUUAUUAUUUUUUAAUUUUUUUUUUCCAUAAAACUCAGUUCAGAAGAAAUCAGAAUACCUAUCUUCGAAACUAAGUUCAGACACCAAAGGACAACCUGUUAGUGCUGCUCCCACGUUACAACUGGAUCCACUGUGAAUUAAGUUAUCUGGAAUGUUCUCUUCGCCUGUAUGUAUAUGCAUGAAUGGCCCAUCUGCAGAUACGUACAAGCUUAUGCAAUAUGCCAAGAUGAAGGCUGUUCCUGUCUUGAAGGGAUUCAGUAUAAGGGGUUGGAAGGGCUGUAAGCCAAUGCUGUCCGUGCCUAGUGCGGUCCAUUAUGUGGCUGGGGACUUCAAAGAGUUUUUUUUUUUUUUUUUUGGUCUGUAUUUAAGAAAUUCCUCAACGCUGAGCCUCUUCUGUAAACGUCUGAGAUAAAACACGCAUUCAUCUAGCUUGGUGGCCAUGCACUUAAUGCUCUUAGAGCAAAGAAUGUUUCUGUAGCCAGCCAUGACUCACUGUUGCACCGAUUCAUACCGUUAUUACAUGAACAUGUAUGCCAAAUUAUCAGUGGCCACGCCUUUUCAGUGUUUGUGAGACCAUCAGACAAGUCUAAUAGUAUUGAAUAAAACUAUUGUACUUGGGUUGUGUUGCAGGGCCGCCCCAAAAUUAUACUUCUAAAGUACAUCUGGUAUGUUGGUACAAGCUAAUUAUGUUAAAUGGCUAGGCAAGUUAAACUGGGUCAGUGUUACUUUCAUUGUAAAGAAUUCAUGAUGUGUCCCCUUGCCACACCCAGAAUUUUUUUUAUUUUUUUUCCCCACAGAUCAAUUUAUGAAUUUGAUUUAACCUUUAAUAUUUUGGCAGUAAAGGUUAAAACCCCUAUCAGGGGUUUGAAAAGCACAUUUUGGCCAUUGUGACCUGGGUGUCAUUUGUUGAGACAUUUAUUUGGACCAUUUCUUUUCUUUCUUUUCAAGGGUUCACUUUGUUGUUUGUUUUUGAGACACCACAAAUUCUUAUUACAAGAGGCAGAUGAAUUUUUUCAAAAAAAAAUUAAAAAAGGAAACAUUCCACAAAAAGAAACAAAGUCUUCCACGAAUGUGUAGCUGUAUUAAGUUUACUUUAUUUUUCAUGUUAGAGAACUCCAUGUCAAUGUGCCACACUUUUUUUUUUUUUUUUUUCCUAUUUUUGUGGCUGUUAAUAAGCUUUGUUUCCUAUGUUGAUUUUUAUGCAGGUGCUGUUCAGGUGAAACACCAGAUGUUUUCCUUUAGUUUUUUAUGUUUUGUGUUUUUAAAAGUUCAGAGUAUGUGGUGUGAGAUGGAAAGAGUUUGUUUAGUUGAUCUGGAGCGUUUAUGCCCAGUGAAGGCAAGUUUUUAAGUUUUUUUUUUUUUUGUGUAAGAGUUGGCAAUAAUUUUGUUUUUUGUUUUGUUCCAAUUAAGCUCAUUCUGAAUCCGACAGGUAAUGGACAGGUGAUGAGGUCUCACAGCACUGUAGCCAUUUCACCAAAGAGGGUUCAAGUCAUGACUUUGAACAUGUGAUCCAUCACCUAGCAGUGAGAAGUGGGGACUUCUGAUUGUCCAUGUCCUGUUACCAGCACUGCAGCAACGGUACUCUGGAAAUGGCUCCCUUGGUGUCAAAGGACCCAUUAUGCUGAUAAUAGGACACUGUAAUAGUUCUAAAAUACCUUUCUACAGAUGCAUAGUAAUGGGGUUUUAUGUCUUAUAAUAAGACUUACUUGAAUUUGUGUAUGCAGCUGUUUCUUCUCCAUUUGGGAAACUACUUUGCUAUCAGUAAUCUCAAAGCAUUAAACUGAUGAUCAAGUCAAUCUUGGGGUUUUGAAAAUACCAACAAUUCAGUAUUCUGCCUUUUUCUCCCCUUUUUGAGCAUCAGAUGAUUUAGUCCCUACUUUUUUGAUAGGGUUGGAUACUCAAACGCACAGACUUUGGCCGUACUCUGUAUUAACCUGAAUGGUAUAGUAAGAGUUUUCUUGGUCAUGACCAUUUCUACUUUUGUCAAAUGGCAGUAGCUUUUUGGACUGCCUUUUAUUGGGGGAGGGGGGACAAAAUGAUAUCCUUAAACCUCACAAUUUUUAUAAUUGUAAGUCAUUUUGAAGGAAGUGUUAAAAUUAAGUAAUUCAUUCAAAUGGACAGUCCAUCAUCAACCUCCCCACAAACUGAAUGUAGCCCACAGCCAAAAGCAUUUACAAUCAGCAACAUUGAUCAAAUGUUUUGUUCAUUUCAUGGACAUGGUGUGUGUGGGGUUAUUCUGUCCACGUUGAAACAGUCCUCAAUCUUUUACUUUUGAGUUGACACCAGAUUUUAACACUGUCUAAAUUAUCCCAAACCCACUGUGUUCAUGGGAAGAAAUCUGACAAAUACAUCCUUUACAUAUAAAAAUAUUGAUUUAAAAUAAGCACUUUACUGUACCAUGUGAAUGAUUGCAGUUCACUCAAUGCAACAUUUAUGAAAGUUGCUACAGAAUUUUGUAUUGUUUUUCUAGAAAAAAAACGCAAUAAAAUGCUUUGAACUACA